CACAGGCUUGCUACAGGAAGUGGUAUAUCUAGUGAGUCAGGGAGCUGAUCCAGAUGAGAUUGGACUAAUGAAUAUAGAUGAACAACUUCCAGUCCUAGAGUACCCUCAGCCUGGUCUGGACAUCAUCAAGGAACUGACAUCUCCUCGCCUUAUAAAAAGCCACCUACCAUACCGGUUUUUGCCUUCAGACCUCCAUAAUGGCAAUUCAAAGGUAAUAUACAUGGCUCGCAACCCCAAAGACCUGGUGGUGUCUUAUUACCAGUUUCACCGCUCCCUAAGGACCAUGAGCUACAGAGGAACGUUUCAGGAGUUCUGCAGGAGGUUUAUGAAUGACAAGUUAGGAUAUGGCUCGUGGUUUGAACAUGUGCAAGAGUUUUGGGAACACCAUAUGGAUGCCAAUGUGCUUUUUCUCAAGUAUGAAGAUAUGCAUAAGGACCUAGCAACAAUGGUUGAGCAACUGGUGAGGUUCUUGGGAGUUUCUUAUGACAAAGCACAGUUGGAAUCCAUGGUGGAACACUGCCAUCAGCUCAUUGAUCAGUGUUGUAAUGCAGAAGCACUUCCCGUUGGCAGGGGACGAGUUGGGCUAUGGAAAGACAUCUUCACUGUUUCAAUGAAUGAGAAAUUUGAUUUAGUUUAUAAACAGAAGAUGGGAAAAUGUGACCUCACAUUUGAUUUUUAUUUAUAAAAGAUGCAUGCACGUGAUAUCCAAAUAUAGCUAGAAGUGCUUUAUGCGGUCAUUUAUUACCUGCUGGACAAACUACUGUAGCUAUUAUGUGUAACAAGAUUUAAAGAAAAACAAUCUAAGUAAACCAUAUCAGAUACAGUUAUCUUUGAUCCUAAACAGCUGUUUAUCUUCUGGUAUUUUAAUCCUUUGUCCACGUGCAAGAACUUCCUAGACAAUACUGGAAUAUUCAGCUGUUACGGAAUGUACUAUAUACGUAUGAGGUAUGUAUCAUAUAUGCAACUAGAAUGUACACCUUUUCAGCCCCACAUUGAUUAUUUAAUGUGUUUUAUAAAAGCUUUUCACUAAAACCUAAAUAAACGUCCGUAAACCAAA
Molecule: messenger RNA, 1057 nt
Organism: Eurypyga helias (sunbittern)
Lineage: Eukaryota; Metazoa; Chordata; Aves; Eurypygiformes; Eurypygidae
Gene: SULT4A1
Product: sulfotransferase family 4A, member 1
Exons: 6
Coding region: 68-685 (205 amino acids)
Biological process (GO): sulfation
Cellular component (GO): cytoplasm
Molecular function (GO): sulfotransferase activity
Source: RefSeq, a predicted model, not a curated record